Molecule: messenger RNA, 351 nt
Organism: Penicillium brevicompactum
Lineage: Eukaryota; Fungi; Ascomycota; Eurotiomycetes; Eurotiales; Aspergillaceae
Exons: 2
Coding region: 1-351 (116 amino acids)
Source: RefSeq, a predicted model, not a curated record
AUGGCGCCAAUUAAUUCGAUUCUCCCCAGACAAUCAACCGGCGACAAUUGCCCAAGUACAAUUGGCGGCGGCGCAAUCGCAGGUAUCGUUCUCGGCUCGAUUGCAGGAACCCUUCUUCUACUUUGGCUAUGGCGAGUAUGCCGGACGCCCGGGACAUGGAGCGGUGGCGAACCAGAUGUCGGAUACCGGCCUCCGAUCGUGCGCAGUAGCGCAAGCACGCGUAGUCGGAAGAAACGCCGUCGCGGACCUGGCACUUUCGUCGAUUAUACCGAGAAGCCUAUUCGUACAAGUUCGCGCCGUUACAACGAUGAUGUGCGUCGGCCGGCAAGGGUUUAUAUGACUGAGACAUGA